AAUUUUUAGGAAACAUUCUACUGGGUUCCUCUUGAAGAAAUCAAUUAAUUUAAUCAAACUAUUUAAAUGUUGUGAUUCAUCGUAUCGCUAUCUUUGCGGGAACUAAACCCUUCAAUUAUUCAAAUUUUGAUAUGGAUGCAGAGCCAACUACUAGUAACAAAAAAAACGAAAAAUAUAAUACAAAUAACCAACGUUUGAUAGCCGAAAGUAGUGGCCGUUGUAUGAGCACGCAAGCAAUGCAAUCGCUUUAUGAUUUCCGACAGAAUAAUCUGCUUUGCGAUGCAAUAUUAAGAUUAGAAGAUGGUGGUGUCUUUCCAAUUCAUCGAGCUAUACUUUCGGCAUGCAGUACUUAUUUCAGGACAUUAUUUACAACUACAUUGCAUUCUCGUGAAAAAACUGAUGUCCUUCUGCCAGGUGUGACAAGUCCAAUGAUGAAUCUCCUGCUCGAAUAUGCAUAUUUACGAUCCAUUGAUGUGAAUCGUGAAAACGUAUGUGAAUUGUUGACCACGGCGGAUUAUCUAAGCAUUGUAGGUGUACUCGAUUUAUGCUGUGACUAUCUAAGAGAUAAUUUAGCACCGGAAAAUUGUAUCGGAGUGAUGAGAUUUGCCCGUCAACAUUUCUGCAAGAAGCUAGAAAAUGAUGCUUACCGUUUUAUUGUAGGACAUUUUGUUGAGGUGUCACAAAGAAGCGAAGAAAUUUUACAUUUACCUAUUGAGGAACUGAAACCAUUAGUUGGCGCCGACGAAUUAAAUGUUAAAAGCGAGCAGACAGUUUGGGAAUUAGUUCUGAGAUGGAUAAAUCACAAUCCAGAAUCUAGAAAAGAUUAUAUCGUUGAUUUAAUGAAGAAUAUCAGACUCGGUCUCUUAGACACGCAGUUUUUUCUGGAGAAUGUCAAGGAUCAUCCUUAUGUCGUGGGCAACGAUGCAUGCAGACCCAUUAUCAUCGAAACUCUGAAGUUUUUGUAUGAUUUAGAGAUGAUUACACAGAAAGAUGGAGAAGUACCAACGCCGGAAAUUGCACGACCCAGAGUCCCGCAUGAGAUUCUGUUUGCGAUUGGUGGAUGGAGUGGUGGCUCUCCAACAAAUUAUAUUGAGACGUAUGAUACGAGAGCAGAUCGAUGGAUUCCGAUCGAGGAAACAGAUCCGACUGGUCCGCGAGCUUAUCAUGGACUUGCGGUAGUUGGUUUUGAUAUCUACGUUAUUGGAGGAUUUGAUGGCGUCGAUUAUUUUAAUAGCUGCCGUUGCUUUAAUGCGGUGACCAAGGUGUGGCGAGAGGUUGCUCCCAUGAACGCUAGAAGAUGUUAUGUCAGCGUGGCAGUCUUAAACAAUCUGGUUUACGCAAUGGGAGGAUAUGAUGGAUACCAUCGGCAAAAAACAGUGGAACGCUAUAAUUACAAGACAAAUCAAUGGUCGCUUAUUGCGUCAAUGAACGUGCAGAGAUCUGACGCGAGUGCAACAACAUUAAAUGAUAAGAUAUAUAUUACGGGCGGUUUUGAUGGACAUGAUUGUAUGAAUACGGUUGAGGUAUAUGAUCCAAGCACCAACCAGUGGACAAUGAUAACAGCAAUGAGGUCACGAAGGAGCGGUGUAUCGUGCAUAUCUUAUCACGGCUGUGUUUAUGUUAUUGGAGGAUUUAACGGAAUAUCGAGGAUGUGCAGUGGAGAAAAAUAUAAACCCUCUACAAACAGCUGGAGCCAUAUUCCCGAUAUGUAUAAUCCGCGUAGCAAUUUCGCCAUUGAAGUUAUUGACGAUAUGAUUUUUGCUAUCGGUGGUUUUAAUGGUGUUACUACAACAUACCAAGUGGAAUGCUACGACGAGAAAACAAACGAGUGGUACGAAGCAACGGACAUGAAUAUAUGCAGAUCAGCACUGUCGGCCUGUGUGAUUAUGGGUCUUCCAAAUGUAUACGAUUAUAUUCAUAAGCACCGUGAGCGCCUGAUGGAAGAAAAACGUCAGAAAUUACUGGCACAUGAAAUACGUCGGAGUCAGCAUCAGCAACAGCAACAGGAGCAACAGCAGACGAGGCAAACUUCGCAACUCGGCCAAAUCAUACCGACACCACCACCUCUACCACGCUAAUAAAUGAGCAAAUAAUAAUAAUCGGCAGCUAAAACCAAAUAUCAUUAUUAUGUAAAUCAGCCAUAUGUAUAACAUCUGUUUCAUUGAGAUAGAAAUUUUGGAUUAUUGCCAAAUGAGAUAGCAAUCAAAAAAAUGAAGAUCAAUUGGUCAAUUAUUAAUAACACACAAAACUGUUUAUAUAUUUGGCAAUGAUUAUUUUUGACUACUUACAAAGAGAAUAUUUUAUUAUAUUUAUAUGAUUUUCAGACUGCCAUUUACCCCUCUUUGUUAAGUUAAAUCUUUUUUGAUACUGCAGAUAUUUCUAUUGAAUCUUUUUGCGAUUUUACACAUACGCUAUACAGUGCCAUUUCAAAUAAUUAAAUUGAUUAAGAUAAACGACGAAAUAACUUAUUCAUUUUUCGUUUUGGAGAUUAAUGGUAUCAAUUUAAUUAUUGCAAUAAUAAAGUUCAGAAUGGUAAUGCAAAUUAGAAUAAUUGUGCAUAUAAAAAGGAUACAGCAAAUGAUAAAAUAAACCAUGAAAUGCGAAAAGUAAAAAUAAAAUU
This is a messenger RNA of Mycetomoellerius zeteki, 2620 nucleotides long. RefSeq names its product kelch-like protein 10 (gene klhl10). The record is from RefSeq and is a predicted model, not a curated record. Gene Ontology annotation, molecular function: protein binding. The transcript has 9 exons. NCBI's taxonomy places the organism in Eukaryota, Metazoa, Arthropoda, Insecta, Hymenoptera, Formicidae. Bases 132 to 2078 code for a protein of 648 amino acids.